Messenger RNA from Wallemia ichthyophaga EXF-994, 1089 nucleotides. RefSeq lists its product as uncharacterized. The record is from RefSeq and is a predicted model, not a curated record. Gene Ontology annotation, biological process: magnesium ion transport. The transcript is spliced from 2 exons. The coding region runs from base 1 to 1089 and encodes 362 amino acids. Gene Ontology annotation, cellular component: membrane. Gene Ontology annotation, molecular function: magnesium ion transmembrane transporter activity. Lineage: Eukaryota; Fungi; Basidiomycota; Wallemiomycetes; Wallemiales; Wallemiaceae.
AUGCUCGGCAGUACAGAGCUUGGGUUUGACAAUGCAGCGCAAAUCACAUAUAGACAGUUCUACCAAUGGCUUAUCGGAUUCACGCUUUAUCUAGUUUUCAAUGUUUUAGGAACUAUCAUACAGCUAGCCAGCUUGCCUUUGAUAGUGCUUGCGCCGUUGGGAGCGAUAUCAUUACUCCCGAAUGUUGUCUUCGCGCGAGUGCUGCUUAAGGACAAGAGGAGAGAACUGCUUCAAGGGAUAGUGUUGAUAGUUAUCGGAGCAACUCUGAUUGCGUAUCAUUCAGAUGUCACACCCGAGCAACACCUCAGCUACGAUAGACUUAUGGAGCUGUUUAACAGGAGUGUGAAUCAGGCGUAUCUCGCAAUCCAAUCUCUGGCAACACUUGCAGCAUUAGGAGUUGCCCACAUUUGGGAUAGGAGUCGUACGCAGUCGGCAGCUGAAGCAACACCGCUGAUUGGUGAAGAUAGAAAAGCUCGAUACAAUGGACCGGCUGUUUUAUUUGCAUCGUGUAGUGGCGUACUCAGUGGAAUGUGUUUACUACUGGCUAAAGGUGGUAUUGACGGGAUAAUUGAAAAUUCCGAGUGGAGGGUUUUGCUACACUGGCAGAUUGGGCUGCUGCUUGCGGUAUUAGCAAUAGCAGCAGUGGUUCAACUCUAUUACCUCAACCUAGCACUCAAAUGCAGCGAUCCAUCGCUGAUUUCUCCGCUGGCAUUCUGCUUCUACAACGUCUCAUCAAUUUUGAAUGGAUUGGUGUUCUUUGAUCAGUACUCGCAUACUUCCACAACUGAUCUUAUGACUAUAUCAGCAGGUACAGUCACUCUACUCGUCGGAGUUUGGAUUGUUAGUGGCAAUGGAGACAACAUGGAUCAAGCGGGGAACUUGAGGAACUCAGGGCAUUCGGAGUAUUCGGAACAUUUAGCGCAUACAGAGCACCCUAUUGAAACCAAUAUGCAACACUCCCCACCAAUUUCCCCAAUUCAGGGUUUUAGUAUUGGGAUCAGUGCCAAUUCGCCUGGAUUUGCUUUUAAAGAACAAACACGGCAAAUCAGCUUAAUUAAAAGUAUUACGAACAUGUUUAAAGCUAAAUAG